GUGGCCGAUCCAAGCCCAACUGGCCCACACCGGCUGCUGGCUUUGCCUAGUGCUUGUAUCCCGCUUUUAUUUAUACACCGGCCCAUUCACAAGUAAGAUGCACCGCUGGCACGGUAACAGCAGCAAUGCCAGCAUGCUUGCGAAGCGGACAUCGCUUUUGGCGUUUCGGGGGGGGGGCAGAGCACGGUAGCAAGCCCCAAUGCACGUGGGGGCUUGCUACAACGAACAUCCCCUUGAUACUGAUCUGGCAAGCGUCCUGGCAGAGCUGCCUCGGGGAGUUUGCCUCGGCAGCUGCUCAGCGCCUACGUAGACAUAUUCAUUGUUCUGCUGCUUUUCUAUGCCAUAGCGGCCAUUGUCUCCGCAAUACACACCAACUCCAUCACUAUCAGCAGCAGCUCGCGGCUCGCUUGGCCGAGCCUCAAUGUGGAAAUGAGCUGGCUGAUAAUCUUUGAGAUUCCGGAGUUCGGACAAGGGGCUGCCUAGAGCCGCGCAUGCAAUUACUAAUUCCCAUAGGUGCCACUAG
Molecule: messenger RNA, 523 nt
Organism: Linderina pennispora
Lineage: Eukaryota; Fungi; Kickxellomycota; Kickxellomycetes; Kickxellales; Kickxellaceae
Exons: 1
Coding region: 126-452 (108 amino acids)
Source: RefSeq, a predicted model, not a curated record